Molecule: messenger RNA, 1086 nt
Organism: Sphaerulina musiva SO2202
Lineage: Eukaryota; Fungi; Ascomycota; Dothideomycetes; Mycosphaerellales; Mycosphaerellaceae
Product: POZ domain-containing protein
Exons: 2
Coding region: 349-1086 (245 amino acids)
Molecular function (GO): protein binding
Source: RefSeq, a predicted model, not a curated record
CAAUGGUCCAAUGGAGGGGAAAAGAACGAUAGACGAAUGCUCCAUUCCGUCGGCUUACCUCUGCCGCCUUUAAAUCAUUGGGGCGGGAGAAAAUAUAUUUGACGGCACAUUUCUUUUCCUCUUUUUCCUCCUUUUCCUCCAAAUCGUACAAGUGAAGAAGUUGGAAAUGAGUGAGCGCAAGGCGCGUUCCAAGUGAAGUGAAGCAAAGUGAAGUGAUGAUUCGUCUUACUCGGGAGGUAGCUUAGGUACCUAGCUUAAGGUUGAAUCUACUCAAAACUUGCUGUCUCCAAGAUAACUCAACCUCAGCCUCCACAUCAACUUCGUCGUCUUCAACGAACAUUCGCCGCCAUGAGUACCUACACAGAUGAAAUUAGCCAGUAUAGCCUCGAUACCAAGGGCAUCGUGGGUUUUAUCGACAGCUUGAAAGAGUCGUUCAAGCAAGGCGAAGAUUGCGACCUUACCAUCACCUGCGGAGCACGACGAUGGCAAGUCCACAAACUCAUCCUGUGCCUCCACUCCCAAGUGUUCAAAAAGAUGCUUCGCGGACCAUUCAAGGAAGGCUCUCAAGCCGAGGUCGCGCUGGACAAUGAUGAUCCGGACGUGCUGGACACCAUCUUUCGGUAUAUGUACACCUUCGAAUACAGCUCUACCCCGUCCACUCUUUCCAGGAUGUCGGAAUUGGUCAUGAGUAUGCGCGUCGCCAAAGCUGCCGAUUACUACAGCAUGCCACGUUUGGAGAUGGCGGCAACGCAGGCCUUUCGUAGGUCCUGUUACAAGAGGCACUACUUUACUCGCCCUGUCAUCGACUGCGAUCAAGAUGUCGCCGAUGCUAUCUCGGAGGCGUUUUGCGAGGAUGGUUAUGAUCAAUUUCGCAGGCCUCUGCUCGCAGUUGCGGCCGAGAACCUAGAAGUGCUCAAAGCACAACCGGAGAAAUACAAAUACUUCUGGAAGCUUGUAGACAGUUGCACACCCUUCGCUGUGGCACUCUUGCGUUACCGCCCAGAAAAGGUGUCUCGGGCCGAUCAAACGCAUACAGAGCCACGCUCGGACAAGAACAUGAAGUUCUCUGCAGACCUCUAUUAUUAA